This is a messenger RNA of Argiope bruennichi, 3979 nucleotides long. RefSeq lists its product as uncharacterized. The record is from RefSeq and is a predicted model, not a curated record. Lineage: Eukaryota; Metazoa; Arthropoda; Arachnida; Araneae; Araneidae. The coding region runs from base 318 to 2705 and encodes 795 amino acids. The transcript has 9 exons.
UCCAAAUAGGGAAAAUUACAACACCAAACGAAGGAUACUAGCGGCAUUAUCCAGGUGAAACUGCAACCGAGUGGCCGCAGAAAAAAAAGGUGCGCGCUUCACUUCAAGAGGAUAACUGUUCGCAUCUUCACAAAUCGUCUGCGCUUUUUUUUCCCUUCUUUCUUUUUUUUAUAACUCUAAACAAGAAAAAUAAAAAGAAGAAAGCAGCAUGCGAGAUCGUUUUGUUCUAUAAAGUUUGGAAUAAUGGACGAUAAAUGAGAUUGCUCAAGGCCAUAAAUGUAGUUUAACACAUAUUAGCUUGUGAAUUUGUUGGUAACAUGCCUUCAAACGACAGAUACAGCAGUGCCUCAAAUGGCAGCCAGCCAACCAUAACCCGGACUGUCACAAAAAGCGUUGUUCCAGUGGGAUCUACCGAUCUUGUGGACCCUGAUGUGGUUUUCACAAAGAAACACGAGGAAUGGACGACGAGCAAACGAGUGGUCAACCAUAAAACGAAACAGGUUGAAACUCGAGUGCAAAGACAGCUGGUUCUGGAAGACGGACGAGUAAUAGCAGAUUCUGGGCCACAAGUGACGACCAAAACGAAAGAAGAUGUUCGUGUCGAAGAGUCUGAAAAUACUGAACACAAAUCUACAGGGGAUGAUCCUCCAGGUCCAGGAUACGAGUUAGUUCCGGGAGCGACUAAAGUGAUCAGCGAGAAGACGGAGAGUAAUCAGACGAUGACAGAAACCAGGGAAGAGAACAGACAAAUGCACGAUGAGAGUAUCAAAGAUCUCUCUGGGGAGGAGAUUCACCAGAGGACCAUCAUUUCUCCAGAUGACCCCAGCUUUUUCAGCCCCUUCCCCGGUAAAUUGACCCAUUACUCCAGUCGGUCACAGAAAAUAGUGGACAAAGACGAAGUCAAAGAAGUAUCUGAAUUGAAAGAUGGAGAAGUGUCCACAGAGACGACCAGGACCCAUCAUCACGAAGAAGCAUACGACGAUGAGGUUCCUGAAGAGGAAGCAGAGGAAGGGAUGGUACCGGAGCGUUCUGGCGAGACAUCUCGCACAAUCCAGUACUACACAGACCCUAAAGAAUUUGAUGCUGUUACAGAGAAGCUACAGGAGGAAUCCCGGAGAUCUCGCCUCAUUAAUCACCGGCAAAAUGAAGCAGACCUCCCGUCGGUCACUCACCGCUGGUCGGACAAUGGUCACUUUGGAAGACAUAAAGAAAUCACAAACGAUGUCCGUGGAGAGACAACAACAAGGACUAAAUCCGGUGGGAACCGGAUUACUAUUGAGAUGUCAGGAAACAGAUCUAGCCCAAGUGAUUUAUCGCCCAGGGAUACUAUGAUCAAAGACAGAUCCAGGGAAUCUACUUUGAGAAACCGGCCUUCAUCAUCCAGCUGGCGCAAUGAGCCUAGUCCUUCUCCACCUUAUCCUCCGAGCACUCCGAUUCACAAUAAUACACUGGGGAGAUCCACGGCCUCUCCUUUCGAAGUAUCCUCAAGUUCUGGAUCGUCCAGAUCCAAGACUCCCGUAAAGACCUUUUACUUGGGCGAGGAUAAUUCAUACCAGAGAGAUGUGAACAGCUGGAAGAAGAAAGUCAAUAACAAUUCCUUUACAGAUGGCAUGAGCUCUGCUUAUUCCAUUGGAGACACCAAUUCUUUGGGGAGGUCAAAUCUAUCGGGUCAUUACGGUGAACGCAGCGACUCGUUCUGCAGAAUACCAAGGAGUAAAUUUAACGAACCAAUGAGAUAUGAUACGCUCAAUAACGGUACCGUGUAUAGCAAAAUAUCUCGUAAUGUGAAGACUGAUAAGAAUGUACAAGUAUCUAUGUCUGAUGAUGAUGAUGACAGCUCAACUUUGAAGAGAACAGGAUACAGGGAACGAUCUCUCAGCCCUCCACGUUUGGGUAACAGUAGAAGCACAACGACUCUUCCCAGAACCAUCAAGAUUACUCAUGAGCAGACAAAGUCACCUUAUUCAACAAAUUCUUUGUCGCAUUCCAAGUACUACAAAUCGACAGAUUCACUGCAUUCUCCAGGUUACAGCAGUUAUUAUUCUUCAAAUGAUUAUGGGUCUUCGAAUUCAUUCCGGAAUUCCUCUCCUAUUUAUAACAAUGGCUCAUUCCACAAAGAAACACGUAAAAACGACUGGAACAGCUCAAACUUCAAUGAUACUUACAACAUCAACUCGAAAAACCGAACGCAUGAGAUAAAGAUCCACAAGACGAACAGCCAUGAUGUUCUUACAAAUGGCACUACUUCAAGAAGAAGCAAAACAGAAUCUCCCAAUUGGUAUAGCUCUUCUUCUCUGAAGACAAGAAAAAUACCAACUUCUCCACCAGAAUCUGGGUACCAAUCUCCCUUUCCACCAACGCCACCAUCAAGUCCUCCACCAAGAGUGAUAAAGGUAAUGAAUUCUGACCAUUAUGGCAGCUCUUCUUCAAUGUCGCCACCAGAUUCUCCGAUCCAUAAUUCCACAGCUUCCAUCAGGAAGAAGUCAGCUUACCCCUCAGGAACAGCUUCCAGGUCCAAGUCUUCAAGUGAUCUGCGUAUGCCACCAUUGUUCUCGCCAGAAUCGUUUAGUCCACUGACUAGUCCAUUAACUCUGAAGACCGUUGGAAAAAAGAGCGAUAGUCCAACCCAGAAGUACUACCGAGUCAAACCAGGCCAAGAUGGACAGUCUGUCGUUGUGCAAGUGCGUGACUGGAGUAAACGCUGAGCUGUGCCUUUUCUGCAUUUAGAUAUCUAACUUUUUUUACAAAAACGAGUCAAUACUUCUUUAAAAUAAAAUUGUACAGGUCUUUUAUACUAUGUUUCUUGAAGUUUAGAAGAUGGCAGAAUUUUUGCCAUUACAUAUGUUGUUAAAUACUGGGAUCUGCUUUACUGGUGCCUCAAGCAAUGAGAGAACAGAGUAAACUAUGAUUUAAAAAACAACUGAAAUUUCUUAUGGAUGGUUAAAAAAACUCAUGCAAGUUCAAAUUUUGCUGAGAUACAUCAUCUACAAUUUAUGACAAAAUUGCAGAAUGAUGUGUAGUUUAUACAUGUUAUGUUACUAAAGUAUUAAUAUUUCGUCUAUUAUUUUUGGAGACUAACAGCUUAAAUUUAGACAUUGUGGUUCAGAAUCUUUUCUGCAUUAUCUUGCCACUAAUGUAUAUUUUUUCAAUUUUAUAAAUACAUUUUCAUGUUCAGUGUUAUGCACGUGCAACAUGUUAGACUUACCGUGCUUAAGUAUAUAAGGAAGAAAUGGAGAGAAACAUGAAAAAAAAAUGCAUAGAAAAAUAUAUUUUUAAAAUACAUAAUUGGCGAUAUAAAAAUUCAUGGCAGCUGCCAUUGUAUUCGUGAAGAUUUAAUUGACUGUAAGAUUAUAAAUAACAAGGGAAUAGAUACAAAGUAUUCUAUAAUAUAUGAUAUUAUUUUUAUGUUUAAAAUUCAUAUAUUUUUGUUUAAAAAAUUUCAAUUUAUAUAAAAUAAAUAAAAAUAAUUUUUUUUAUUUAAAAAUGAUAAGAAAUAUGCUACAAAAUAUUUUUCUGCCUAUUUUUUUCAAUCAUAUUCAAUUGUCAAAAAUUAAUGUCCUAUACAUUUUGAAACAUUUUUUUUUUAAUAUUAGCAGAUGUUGCUUAAUUUAAGAGUUGCUAUGAUAAAUUGAUACCGAAAACAUUAUUGUCAUGUCUGAAAAGCAAGUUCUUAUAUUUUGCACUGAAAGUGUUUUCAAUUAUCAUUAUUCAUCUUUCAUUUAUUUCAUCAGCUAAAAUUUUAACAAUUUAAAGAGCAAGAAAUUUAAUAUUUAGCUUCUUUUAAUAAUUUUUAAACACGUUCUUAAUUUUCUUUUAUGCUGUUUUUACUGAACGUUACGAAGCUACCAAGUGUUAUGUUUAUGUUACAGACUUAGAGAUGUAGACAUUUUUUUACUUUUUUUUGUACUAUUCACAAUUGUUUCUGACAGUUGGUUAUUAGGAUGUAACAAUUAAUGGAAUAAAAAAUGUUUAAUAUAAA